Chanos chanos (milkfish) is the source of this 2287-nucleotide messenger RNA. RefSeq names its product motile sperm domain containing 2 (gene mospd2). The coding region runs from base 221 to 1795 and encodes 524 amino acids. The transcript is spliced from 15 exons. Lineage: Eukaryota; Metazoa; Chordata; Actinopteri; Gonorynchiformes; Chanidae. Gene Ontology annotation, cellular component: endomembrane system; endoplasmic reticulum-endosome membrane contact site. The record is from RefSeq and is a predicted model, not a curated record.
UUUCAAGCUCUUUUGUGUACAGUGUACCUGACAGAUUGUAACUUAUUGUAAUGUACUGUAAGUCUUGAAUAUAGAAUUCGUGUUCUUUGGUUUCAGCAUACUGAGAAGGAAGUUUUAACAGCAGAGACAAAAUGGUAUUUCCUAGGCACUAGUUUCUCUAAAACCGCUAUUGCAACAAACUGCUUUUAGCACUCACUUGUGACAGCUAGCUAGUACAAACAUGGCGGAAGUUGGACAGCCUGAAUCAGAGCAGGACCUUGAGGCUAAGAUCGAAGAAACGCGUCAGAGAUUCAAGAGUGAAUUCGUGCAAGAUUCGUCAGACAAAUAUGAUUCCAGAGACGUCGAGAGGCUGUUGAAAGAUGACACGCUGGUUGAGAGUUAUCUGACCUGGAGACUUAAUGUGGUUAAUGACGCUUUACAGAUGAUCCACGACAGCUUUCAAUGGCGCAAGGAAUUUGGUGUGAACGAUCUGACUGAGAGCAGCAUUCCCAAGUGGAUGUUUGAAACUGGUGCUGUCUACCUCCAUGGCUACGACAAAGAAGGCAACAAACUCUUCUGGUUCAAAGUGAAAAUGCACGUUAAGGAUCCAAAGACGGUCCUGGAUAAGAAAAAGUACGUUGCCUUUUGGCUGGAGCGGUACGCCAAGCGGGAACCAGGAAUGCCUCUCACGGUGGUGUUUGACAUGUCCGACUCUGGGAUCAGUAACAUUGACAUGGACUUUGUGAAGUACGUCAUUAACUGCUUCAAAGUGUACUAUCCUAAAUUUCUCUCCAAAAUGAUCUUGUACGAGAUGCCCUGGAUCAUGAAUGCUGCCUGGAAGAUAGUGAAGACGUGGCUUGGUCCUGAAGCCAUUAGUAAACUGAAGUUUGUGUCCAAGAAUGAGGUUCAGACUUACAUUGGCCCUGAGAACCUGCCCCCACACAUGGGAGGGACGGACGAGUUUAAGUACAGCUACCCGCCUCUGCCAGACGAUGACUUCCAGACGCCAAUGUGCGAAAAUGGACCAAUCGUGAGUGAGGACGAAAGUGAGAUUAAGGACACAGAGUCUGAAUGUAAAGAAAGUCUGGAAUCUAGCUUCAACAGCGAACAGGCCAUUCGGCCUAAAAAGGUGAAUUUCUUAGAGGAAAGCCUGAAGCCAGAAGACUUGGACAAAGGAGACACGGUUAGCAGAGCAAAAGGGGUCAGAAAACCGACAACUACCUUUAAAGGGACUUUACUGCAUGUCAGUCCUGCAGAGGAGCUGAGUUUUGGCUCCAAAGAGACGGAGAGAAAGUGCCUCAUCGUCCUCAAUAAUGUGACUAAAAACCAGGUGGCGUUUAAGGUCAGAACCACAGCGCCCGAGAAGUACCGAGUCAAGCCCAGUAACACGAGCUGUGAACCAGGAGCCAGUGUGGACAUCGUGGUCUCUCUUCAUGGAGGUUUCCAGGCCUCUCCUCAGGACAGGUUCCUGGUGAUGGCUGCAGAGAUGGAGCAGACAGCUGGGGCUGGAACUCCAGAACUCGCCCAGUUCUGGAAGGAAGUUCCCAAAGCCAAAAUAAUGGAGCACAGGCUCAGAUGUCAUGUUCUAGAGAGUCCAAAGUCCAUACUGUGCAAUUCAAAUGAGAUGCCACUCAUCACACCCAUGACCAACGACCACCAGGACCUUCACACCACUCUAAUGCGAGUUAUGACCAGUAGCGCCAGAAUGGAACAGAAACUGGAAAUGUGUCUCUGGGUUCAGAAAGUUCUGGUGGGCCUGGUGGCUGUCUUGUUGGCCUUCAGCUUUUCUACUGCCUACAUGCUGUGGACCUCUUAACUGGAUCACACACGGGGUCGCACACAGUUUACUGGCCACCUUCUCAGCCAACAGAACUUUUCCAUUUGGACUUGGACAACACAACCAAAGUGCAGCGCACAGCUGCGUAGACUGUGGAUGUCAUCGUGGAGAUGGAAGCUCUCUCGACAACGGUUCAAGGUGGUUGUCGUGAAUGACACGUUGAGACAAUGUAGCCACACCCAACAAGAACUUCGCUGUGAAGUCUCUGAAGCUCGGAUGCAAGAUACGAGAGCUGAUAAGCUGUCUCUCUCUCUCUCUCUCUCUCUCUCUCUCUCUCACUCUCUCUCUUUUCUCCUGCUGCAUCUCUUUCUGAUGAAGAGUUGUUAAAUGGUUGGGUUUCUGUUGUUAUUAGUAGUUUCUUAAUAAACUAAGAAGUAAUUUAUAACAGAUGUAAUCUGGAAAAUUCUACAGAGAUGAAGUAGUAAUUUACUUUCUUAUCUCUUAUUGUACAGUAUUUCCUUGAGAAAUAUG